This is a messenger RNA of Rotaria sordida, 741 nucleotides long. The record is from the annotation of a GenBank genome assembly. NCBI's taxonomy places the organism in Eukaryota, Metazoa, Rotifera, Eurotatoria, Philodinida, Philodinidae.
AUGCCAAAAUCAAACUCGAAUAAGUAUAGAUCAGCAACAGCUGCAUCGAUGAUUGAAGAAAUUAAAGUUGUUGUUGUCGGUGAUGGUUAUACAGGCAAGACAACAUUAUGUAUUGUUUAUAAAGAUGGAGAAUAUCCACAAGAUCCCUAUGUACCAACUAUAUUUGAGAAUUAUGCAGCGACAGUGACAUUGAAUAAUCGUAAAUAUAUUCUCAAUCUAUUUGACAGUGCUGGACAAGAAGAAUAUGAUCAACUUCGUAUAAUGGCAUAUCCGAAUACUGAUGUUUUUAUUCUUUGUUUUUCAGUUGUCGAUCCAGAUAGCUAUUCUAAUAUAUUAAGUAAAUGGAUUCCUGAACUUAAUCGUUAUGCACCUCGUGUACCAAUUAUUCUUGUUGGAACAAAACUUGAUUUACGUAAUGAUCCAUCAACAGUUGAUCAAUUAGCAGAAAAAAAUCAACGACCAAUAAGUCAAUCACAAGGAGAAUAUUUAGCACAUAUUUGUUCAGCUAAAGUUUAUUUAGAAUGUUCAUCAAUGCUUAAUUUUAAUGUAAGAAAUGUAUUUGAACAAGCAAUUGAAAUUCAUAAUUUUUAUGAAGAACGAUAUCGUCAUAGUUUAAGUAAUGGACGACGUAUUUUAUCUGAUAAAUUUCAUUCAUGUUCAUGGCUUAGUACAUUAGUUUGUUGUACAACAGAUUCAAAAAAAUCACAUCGAAAAAAUAAUCAUGAUUGUUAUACAGUGUAA